CGAAUGUCAACAAACAGCGGCAAGAAGAAGCAUUAUUAACACGCGGUUUUAUUUAACUGCAGUUUCCCCCCUUCUUUUAUUUAGUUAAAAUAUUAAAUUAUGGUUCAAAAUAAACAGAAGACAGCAAAGCCUCCGAAGCUAUUAAAGAGCGCGGCCAAGGAGGCUGCAGUUUCCAAGGCAGAGAGCUGGCAAAAGGUGAAGAUCAAGGGCCACGUGAUUUCCGACGAUUGCGGCGGCUACGAGGGAUUAAUUGGUCUGGAGGUCCUCAAGGAUUACGAUGCAGCGCUGGUGAAAUCCUCCUCGAAGCGGGUUAGCUCCCGGAAUCCGGACAGGGAGCGCAAGCUGAAGAAGAAAAAGAGGAAGGUGUCCAAGGGCGGCGAAGAUGACUCCAGCGAGAGUUCGGAGAGCGAAUCGGAAAGCGAGGAUGAAGUGGCGGCCACAGCCAGGCUGAGUAAAAAAGCGCGUCUAGCCGAGCGUCAUGCGCAGAAAAUGCAGAAACUGCGAGAGAAACGCGAGAAGCGUAAGGAACUGCGCAAGCAAAAGAAGUCAAAGGGACAGGACAACCAGGAAAGGAACAAAAGCGAGGAUUCCAACGAUGAGUACGACGCAGAUCGCUUUGCUCUGCUCCGACCACCACCAUCGGACGAUGAAGUGGCCCAGGCGGAGGAGUCAAGCGAUGAAGAAGCCCCAGAUCUAGUGCCAAUCCCCACAGGCGAAGCGCAGGCGGAUGUCAGCGCCUGGAACGGACUGGGAGUUCCCGCUCCCAUUCUGCGUGCCCUGGGCGAACAGGGCUUUUCGGCACCCACCCAAAUCCAGGCCUUGACCCUUCCGGCUGCCAUCCACGGCAAGAAGGAUAUCCUCGGAGCAGCGGAAACGGGCAGCGGAAAGACCCUGGCCUUUGGCAUACCCAUGCUGGCCGGAAUCAUGGAGCUGAAGCAAAGAAAUAUCCUUUCUGGAAUUCGGAAGGCGCCAAAGGUGAAGGGACAGAAGCCCGAGCCAGCGGCCGAUGAGCACGAGUUGACGCCUCCGCCGGAGGAACUGGAUCAUGUGUCCGGAGCCAGUGAAGAGGAGAGCGAUGCGGAGGAGCAUGCCAAGCGCAAGCAAACCCCCUUGUACGGCCUGGUGCUCACACCCACCCGCGAGUUGGCGGUGCAGGUCAAGAAUCAUCUGGUGACGGCUGCCAAAUACACGGGCAUUCGAGUGGCUGCCAUUUUCGGAGGGCUAGCCGUAGCGAAACAGGAGCGAGUACUUCGGCAGUGUCCGGAUAUUGUGGUGGCCACACCCGGUCGCCUCUGGGAGCUGUACGCCCAGGGCAACCAACAUCUGGGCAAGAUCGAGGAUGUCAGCUUCCUGGUUAUCGACGAAACGGAUCGCAUGGUGGAGAAGGGACACUUCGAGGAGCUCCGCAGUCUGCUCAAGGUUCUCAACUCAGAUGAGCAGAAGAAGCAUCAGCGCCAGAACUUUGUUUACUCGGCCACGCUGACGUUGGUUCAUGAUCUUCCCGAUCACAUGCAAAAGCGCAAUGUGGGCAAGCGACCCAAGUUUGUGAAGCAAACAGUGGAUCAGAAAAUUGAAAGGCUUAUCGAAGAGUUGGGCAUCUCCCAACCCAAGAUUGUAGACAUAACCAGCUCUCAGCAAACCGCUCAAACAUUGACUGAGAGUCGCCUACUGUGCCCCAUCGAUCAUAAGGACUUCCAUCUCUACUACUUUAUUCAGCGUCAUCCUGGUCGCACCAUUGUCUUCUGCAAUUCCAUCGACUGUGUCAAGCGACUGGCCACGCUCUUUGGGCUACUGGACUGCAAUCCUCUACCUCUGCAUGCCAACAUGAUCCAGAAGCAGCGCCUGAAGAAUCUGGAACGCUUCCGCGACAGUCCCAUGGGUCUGCUGAUAGCCACUGAUGUGGCUGCCCGCGGCCUGGACAUACCGAAUGUGGAGCACGUGAUCCACUACCAAGUGCCGCGCACCAGCGAGAACUACGUCCACAGAUCGGGACGCACAGCCCGAGCCAAUAAGCAUGGCAUAACCGUCAUGUUUAUGGAACCUGGCGAGGUCAAGAGCUAUGUGAAGCUGUACAAAACGUUAGAGAGAACUGAGGAUUUGCCACUGUUUCCCAUCUCUGAGCGCUUCAUGGGCGCUGUCAGGGAGCGGGUUAAUCUUGCGAGGGAUCUAGACAAAGAGGAACUGAAGCUCAAGCGCGUCCAGAGCGAACGCGGCUGGAUGAAGAAGCAUGCUGAGGAGAUGGACAUGAUUAUCGAUGGCUACAACGACGAAUCUGGCAGUGACCAGGAUGAAGAUCCCUUUGUGAUAGAGCGCCGACGAAACCGCCUGCGAGUUGAGACAGUCAGGGCCCAGCUUCAGGCUCUUCUGACCCAGCCCAUCUUCCCCAGAGGAUUCAGCUUUAAGUAUCCCAACAGCGAGGCAACGCAGCUGGCCACAAGUCACACCCAAAGUGCCGUGGAGACCAUGAAGGCGGCCAUUGAAGACCAGAAGCAGGCCAAAAAGGAUCGUAACAAACGCAAAAGGAAUGCCUAGGACAAGCUUACAACUAUU
This is a messenger RNA of Drosophila takahashii, 2550 nucleotides long. Its product is annotated as ATP-dependent RNA helicase DDX24. The record is from RefSeq and is a predicted model, not a curated record. Lineage: Eukaryota; Metazoa; Arthropoda; Insecta; Diptera; Drosophilidae. Gene Ontology annotation, molecular function: ATP binding; nucleic acid binding; RNA helicase activity.